Messenger RNA from Zootoca vivipara (common lizard), 11032 nucleotides. It is a transcript of the gene CDK18, whose product is annotated as cyclin dependent kinase 18. Gene Ontology annotation, molecular function: cyclin-dependent protein serine/threonine kinase activity; ATP binding. Gene Ontology annotation, cellular component: nucleus; cytoplasm. The record is from RefSeq and is a predicted model, not a curated record. NCBI's taxonomy places the organism in Eukaryota, Metazoa, Chordata, Lepidosauria, Squamata, Lacertidae. Gene Ontology annotation, biological process: protein phosphorylation.
AAUAACAGGGGUCAUCAGCACUGAAUGGGAGGUGAUGGGGAGCAGGUGCCAAAGCCCAUCUCAGGCAGGUGAAGUUCCCAGAGACAAUAGGUGUCCAUAAAAUUGGGAGUAGUAGAUGCUUGGUGGAGAUUAUGGUUCCAUUUCAUUUAGUUUUCAUGAAUGAAUAAAUACAUAAAUCUCUCUGUUUCUGAGGUACAGAGGUGGGUGUGGAUCCUUAUAUAGGCAAAAUGGCACUGUCCACACAAAGAGAAUAUUGGCAUUAAUCCACUAUACAGGUAGCACAUACAAAAGCUGUUCAAUGUAUUUUUUUUACUGCAGUACAUCUUCUAGAAACACAAGUUGUACAAAUUAGAAUGUUGAGAGGCAAAAUAAUUUAGAACCAUCAUGCAGAGGAAGUGAGUUUUCCAUUCCAUUGCUUUGCAUGAAUUUAUUCAGAUUUUUUGCAACUGGAAGGAAAGCCACUGCCAGAGUAAAAAAAAAAAAUUACUCUACCUUCUAGCAGGUAAAUUAUAGAGAUUUUACUGUCAUUUACUAAGAGAGGAAGCAUGGGUUUUCUAACUUCCUCAUAAGGCAAUUAGUAAUGAGGAAGAUCCUCUGUCUCACCCAUAGCAUUAACAGGGACCCAGACUUUUCCCUCUGUAUGCAAAUGGGUUUUCAAAAUGACAGUACAAUAAAACAACAAUUUAUAGGCCCUCUUAUUUGUCUUGUGCCUGGAACCAUUAGCAGUAAGAGAGCUCCAGAUGAUUCAGGGUAUAAAAGUGAAAAACAAUGAAUACAAACUAAGUCUAUACAUAGAUGGCAUUGUGGUGACCUUAACUGAUGCAGUCUGUGAAAUUAAUGGAGCUAGAGGUAGCUGAAAAUGGAAAAUUAGCUAGUUAAAAAUAAAGACAGUGAAACACAAACAAUUGGAAUUAAUCUGCAGAAGAGACAUCUGGUGUCCUCCAGAUCACUUGGACUACAACUCCCAUGCUCCCUGCAGCUGAUGAGAGCCAACAUUGCCCUGGUUGGAGCUGAUGGGAGUUGUAGUCCAAAACAUCUGGAGGGUACCAGGCUGGUGAAAGCAGGGCUAGCCUAUCAUUUAAACAACAGGCAAAGUACGGUACUUUGAGGCACACUUGAAUGGUAGAAAAGAAUAACUAUGUACAAAUAGAAGGAAUGUGUUUUGAUGUAAAAUCCCUAACAGGACAAUAGCUACAGUUGCAUCUGCCAUUUUCAGUAUGGUUUUCUUCUAUAAAUAUGGUUUUAUUAUCUCAGAUUAGCUUAUUGUUUCAAGUGCUGCCCACACAGCUGGAAGAUAACCACAUAAAGAAAUAGCAGGAGCUUUCUCUCCAAUUUUUAUAGGAAAGAAUGAGAAACAUAAACCAAAGGAAACAAUAGCACAAUAUGCAAAGAAAGGAAAAAGAAUGGAAAACUUUGAUCUUCAGUUGUGUUAUCAGAGCAGUUGUUUACAGACAGUCAUGGAUUGGAUCUUGAUGUGCAUAUUUAUUAGAUUGGGUUUUGCUUUAUUUGUUUAUUUGUUUCCACAUUAGUGCGUAAGGCACCCUACAAAGAUAGAAAGAUAUACAAGACAAAAUAAUAUGUAUUUUUUAAUUUAAAAAAGCAGAUAAAAUCAUUCCAAGUACAAUAAAAACAGAAUGGCAGAUGGUUAUGGCCAGUUAAAAUCCCCAUAAGGCUGAGUACUCAUAUCAUAGGCCAAAAGCCUCCUCUUGAAAAAGGUCUUUGCCUGACAGCAGAAGGUUAAUCAAUGAAGGGGCAAGACCAGCUUUCCUGGGAAGGGAAUUCCCGUGGGUGGGAUACUGAAAAGGACCUCUCUUAACCCUACCAGAUGGGCCUCAGAUGUCAAUGGGGCUUCCCAGAAGAUCUUAAAGCCAGGGUAGACUUAUGUGGAAAACAGUAGUUCUUCAGCUGCCCUGGUCUUAAACUGUGUGUCCUUACAAGUCAUAACCAGCACUUUGAAUUGUGACCAGAAUCUGACCAGCCACCAAGAACAUAAGAAGAGCCUUCUGGAUCAAGCCAGUGGCCCAUUUUGUCCAGCACCCUGUUCUCCAUGAGGUGGCCCAAGCCAUUUUACUGCCUAAGGCAAAUGACAUGGCCGUACAUUCCCCAUUCUGUGCACAAAAUCUCCCUAGAGUGGUAACUGAAUCUAACUUCAGCACUGGUCUCAACCCUUGAGGGACUCCACUUUCUAUCUCUCUCCAUCAGAGAACUGUCCAUUUAUUGCCACUCUCUGCUCUCUGCUAUUUAUCCAGUUCCUGAUCCACAUCUGGAUCUCUCCUCUUAUUCCAUAACUAUUGUACUAAGCUUACUCAAGAGUCUUUGGUGAGGUGCCUAGCUGAAAUCUUUUUGAAAGUCCAAGUACGCUAUGGCAACCAGACCACUUCUGUUUAACUCAUACAGAUGCAAGAGACAGGACUUGCCCUUGCAGAAGUCAUUCUGGCUCUGCUUCUUCUAUACGCUUGGCUACUUGAUCUUUAACAAUACCACCCAUUUAAGCAGAACAGACAUUAAGCUAACCAGCCUGUAAUUUACAAUUUAAAAAUUGGUGUGCCAUUAGCUACUUUUGACAUUGUCAAAAUUUAUGAGCUAUAUUUGCAUAAUAGAGAGAAGCCAAACUCUAGCUUUGUUCAGAACUGGUCAAUUAAAUACUAUAAAACCAAUCACACUCCUCAAUGAAUAGAAUAUAUGCUUUUGAAUUGUUCUUGUUUGAUUAUAGUGGAAUCUAAUUGCUGAGGGGCUAAUCUUGCAUCUUUUUCAGAUUUCUUAAGCUGCAUAUCUAUGCACAGUUACCUGAGAGUAAGUCCAUUUAACUUAAUGGGGCUUACAUUUGAGUAGAUAUGAUUUCCGUACACUAUUAAUAUAUUGAUUUUUAAAUUUUUGUAUUAAAAUGCAGUGCCCAUUAUUUAAGAACAUGGAUUGUUUCCUGUUUCCUAGCUAAAACAUCCUGCUCAAGUUUAUUGUUUAGUCUACAGUAAGCCUGUAAUGUUGUGUUCUGGGCAUCACACCUAAAGUCAAAAUUGUAUAUAGUCAAAACCCAUUGGGUUCAAUGGCAAGUUGGAUUGCCAACAUCAUUUUCCACAGAAUCCUAGCCCUGUUCAUAUUUUUUUUGACACACACGUAAAGCUGAAUGUGUACAAGUUAAAUGUGCUAAAGUUGCGGGCUUAUUGUAUUUGCAAACAAGAGACGAGUUUAAACUUGGACUAUAUACAGCAUUACAAGGUAGUAGCUUUGGACUCUACGCAAGGAGCUUAGUGCCAAAUUAUUUCACUUCCAGGUACCAGCACCAUAUUUCUGUUACUUUGAUAUUAUUAUUAUUUUAAAAAAAACUUUUAUUGUAAUUUUGAGCCUUUGUCAGCUGUCUUGGAAACUUAUUGAAGGGCAGCAUAUAAAUCCAUAAAACAACCUAAUAAUUUCAGUCAUAUGAGAUUACUGCUGUCAAGGACCAAGGACAAUGGCCCUUGAAUCUUCGCAUUCUCACCAAAGCUAGACUCCCCCCCUCUCUCUUUCUCUCUCUCUCUCUCUCUCUCUCUCUCUCUCUCACACACACACACACACACACACACACACACACACACAGGACAAUAAAGCUCACACAGGAAAACUUAGGUCGACAAUCAGAAAAGCAAACAAUUACCUAACUGGGCACAAGGAGUUCCAGGCAGUGCCACCUUUGGGCUUGGCAUAGUCUGAUGGUACAAAGCUGGGAAGGAUAUUUUUCAAAGUCCCCAGCAGCCCAAGAGGCACCUUAUGCUCCUCCACCUAUACUGACCUCCUGUUGUGCUAGUCCCAUUUGGAAAAACUAGGGGUGUCAUUUCCCUACCUCGGAUUUACAUCGAUUGGAGUCCACUGAGGUCCUUCUAAGAACAACAGCAGAGUUGCAAUUGGAGUAGCAUUGGAUUACAGUGCAUUCUAUUCCUCUUCUCUACAAAAUCUCAGAGCUAAUGUGGAGCAAGUCAGGAAGAUUCUCUAGGCUCUCUGUCUAUACAAUGGAUACAGUAAUUGUUUUCUCUUUCUCUUCCUCCCACUCCACAGAAGAGCUGUAAGAUAUGGCACAAGGGCACCUGCAUCUGAGUCAUCUGAACAGGGACAUCCAGACGCAGCCCAGCUCCACUUCACCUUUGGAAGGCCCGUCCCCAACCACUGUGUGUUACCGAAAUGGCAACCAGCGUCGGUUUUCAAUGGAGGACGUCAGCAAGCGCCUCUCUCUGCCCAUGGAUAUUCGCCUUCCCCCAGAGUUCCUCCAGAAACUAGAGAUGGAAAGUCCAGAGAUUUCAAAGCCUCUUAGCAGGAUGUCUCGACGGGCUUCUCUUUCAGACAUUGGGUUUGGAAAGAUGGAAACCUAUGUUAAACUGGAGAAGCUAGGGGAGGGCACCUAUGCCACUGUCUUUAAAGGGCGCAGCAAGCUCACCAAGAACCUGGUUGCCCUGAAGGAGAUCCGAUUAGAGCACGAGGAAGGGGCCCCCUGCACAGCUAUACGGGAAGUUUCCUUGCUGAAGAACCUCAAGCAUGCGAACAUUGUGACCCUCCACGAUAUCAUUCACACAAAAUGCGCCCUAACUCUUGUCUUUGAGUUUCUGGACAGUGACCUGAAGCAGUACCUGGAUAACUGUGGGAAUCUGAUGAGCAUGCACAAUGUGAAGAUCUUCAUGUUCCAGCUGCUGCGUGGUUUGUCAUACUGCCACCAGCUUAAGAUCCUACACAGAGAUCUCAAACCACAGAAUCUGCUCAUUAAUGGGAAAGGGGAACUGAAACUCGCAGAUUUUGGUCUAGCCAGAGCCAAAUCUGUCCCAACAAAAACAUAUUCCAAUGAAGUGGUCACAUUGUGGUAUCGGCCUCCUGAUGUCCUACUAGGAUCCACAGAAUACUCCACUCCCAUUGACAUGUGGGGUGUAGGUUGCAUACACUAUGAAAUGGUCACAGGACGCCCCAUGUUCCCAGGAUCGACCGUGAAAGAAGAACUGCAUUUAAUAUUCAGGACAUUGGGAACCCCUACAGAAGAAUCUUGGCCGGGCAUCACAUCCAAUGAGGAAUUCAAGGCAUAUAAUUUCACACAGUAUCGAGCCCAGCCAUUGAUAAACCAUGCACCAAGACUGGACACAGAAGGAAUCGACCUUUUGAUGAGUCUCCUCCUGUAUGAAGCCAAAAGACGCAUUUCUGCGGAAUCUGCCCUGCGGCACCCUUACUUUACGGCACUCGGUGAACAAGUGCACCUCCUUCCUGAGACUGACUCCAUCUUUUCUCUGAAAGAAAUACAACUUCAAAAGGACCCUGGCUAUCGAGGCUCAAGCUUCCAGCAUUCUGCUCGAGGAAAGAACAGGCGGCAGAGCAUCUUUUAAACCUGGUUUAACUCAUUCAUUGCAUCACUGGGGAGAUCAAAGCACUGAGAGGGGAGAGGACCACACAGAUCCCAUGGAGGCCACGCUCAGAACGAUGAAGGCCGGUAUCGACACAACCAAAGCUGCCCUGCAUUACAAAGCUGCUGCAUGACUGCUUUCCAGGAUUCCACAACUUUCAGCAGUCCCCCACCCACAACACCCCAAAAAGACCUGGUGCCUGGCCCAGCCCCCAUCCAUCACACAACAGUUGGCAUAAUCCUACUCUCUGGAUGGGGAUCAAGCAAUUAACUGCCCCCAGUAUGUUUGCUGCUGCUUUAGAGAGAAACAACAUGGAGGCAGCAAGCCAGGGCCAAGAUCUCACUGCAGAAUCAACACCUGCUUUGCUGUCAUGAUGAAUGUGCAGAAUUCCAUUCUUUGUUUCUCUCCCCCCCUCCCCAAAUCACCAGGCGACUCCUAGGACAACAUGAUGAGUAUGAUGUUAACAGCAGGAAAGCCCUUUGAUCCAGUUUUAUGCAGAGUUCUCUGGCUUUGAACUGAAAAGGAAACCUGUUUUCUUUUGAGUUGCUUCUGCUCUCUUUAUCGGGAAUGAAUCUCAAUUCCAAAUGGUACAAACAUUUAAGAGAGAGGAUGGGAGUGGGGAGGCCUUUUGCUGGAUUUUCUUUGCCCUCUCGCUCCCUGCCUCAUUCUGUUUCCCCGUGUUUGUUUUCUGAACUGAAGCUGCUAUACAAGGAAUCAUGAUUUCUUAGAUUUCUACCCAGUGUUUCUGAGAAUCUCUCUGUAGCUCGUCCUGAGAAUCAUUCAUCAGAAACCUAAAUAAAUAGGUGCACUUUCGCUACAAAAGAGAUCCAGGAUCCCAAUAAUCCAGGAAUUGCAGAAAGAGCUGAGUCCCUAUAAAAUGUGUCACUGUAAAAUGUGAAAGAACUCAAGCCAUCUUUCCAUUUGCUAUUCCAGGUUUCUUUUGUGGAUUCUGCCUUUGUGACCAGGGUUCAAAGAUGUUCUAUCCCUUUACUUUUUUGCCCAUAUCACCAGGGAAAGAAACCUAAUUUAAUAACCAGUAAAUGUUUUCUAAGACCCUGGACACACAUGCACACAAACUCAAAUUCAUGCAUGUUUACUCAGAAGUAUAUCCUAUUACAGUAUAUUAGUAGGGCUUCCUUCCAGGUAAGUGUGCAAAGGCCUGCAGCCAUAUGAACCCAGUGAAAUCUAUAGGACCUAAGUGUGGUCUUAGGUUCCAGAGCAGGCAGCUUGUUUUUGCUGCUUCAGGCAAGUCAAACAAGGCUCUUUGGGGAACAUGUCUCCAAAAGGGCAGGUCAGUUCUGGCAAUGUCUUGAUUGUGAGCGUUAAAAAACAGAAUCUGAACUUCUGUCACUUUUCCUUUAUUGGUCUAUUUUUAUUCAAACCGUCAGCUAGCCACCAGCGGGGUGUGUGUGUAGACAGAAAUGUCAUGAGAAAAUAGCACAUCCUUAUAAUCAGAUAUGGUUUCUUGCCUGCCUGUUCUGAGGUCUUAUCCUGAUUAUAAGAUUCAAUCGGUUCAGCCUCAUGAGAGAAAUAACCCCUCAGGGUUGCCAGUCAUUAAAGGGAGAGAUUUGAUGGAGUGAUAUUUCUGAAUACUGGCAGAACCACACAGGCAUCGGUAUGGUGCAGUAAACCAAGCACACAGCCGGACUUACCAAGAAGCAGGUUCCAUAAGGAGCACCAGGUGAACUGCCUCCUCUCUUUAUCUCUCUGUGAUUUUUCUUUUAUCAAAUAAACUCCUGGCCAGGCAGGGUUUAGGAGAGAGAGAUGGUGGCAUUGCUGCCCUUUAAGUUGAAAACUUAGGUAAAUAAGCUAGCAUUGUAGUUCCCCUUCUUGAGGCGAGGUGUUUGGGACCAGGACCUGCAAAUAUUGCAUGUAUUUCUAUCCAAGGCAAAGAAUUGGGUGUCUAAUACAAAUCAAUAUGUGAAAUUCAGCCUCUUCCCGCCUGCUGCUUUUUACCCAGCAAUGCUGCAGGGACAGUGGAAUCUACAACUGACAGAAUUCCCCUUCUCUGCAACUCUUAAGGGCAUGACUGGGUCUGGACUCAAGAUAGAGCGAUCCUAUGACCUCUUGAGCCCUUCAGACUUCCCUUGCCUGUCCACGCCUUCCUGAUAAUAAUGCACAACCCUUCCUACUGUGCUCUGUGUGAUGUUUUACCCCAGACUUUCUUUUCUCAUCCUAUCUUCAUGCUGUGUCACCUGCAGCUCUUGUUUCCUCAAGCCACUGCUUUUCAACCCACUUCCUGCUUUCAUCCAUUUGCUUUAACCAUCCUUUCUCUUGGCCUGCCUGUGCAGCAUUCCUCAUAACAUAGCUCCCUGAUUGUGGCCACCUUGGGAUUCAUUCAAAAUCCCUCUUGCAAGAAGCUGCUUGGUUUCUUGUGUCUUUUCCUCAGGCCUCCUUAAGCCCUUCAAGUUCCUGCUUCUUAGUUCACAGGCUACUUUGCACCCUUCCUUUAGCCACCUUCCUUGCCUCUGGAUCCUCUGUUGUUUAAGAUUUCCUACCUCCUGGGGCUUUACCCCACAAAGUUGUUCCUAUCUCUAUAGCUUCCAUGCAGCCAUAAUCUUCAGCCAAACUGCCAUCUUUCCCUUCCCUCACAGAAGUUGGACAGAAAAUAUUCUGACCACUUAGGUUUCCUGAACCUGCAGAUAAACACAUUUUACAUUGACACACCAUUUCAGCCAAACUGUUUGGAACAAAUAGGGCCUCUCAAAAUAAGGUGGUCCCUUCAUAUUCAGAGGAUGCUUACAUGUGCCAAAGUAUUUUCAUCUGUAGAUUAAGAGGUAAAUAAAUGUUUAGAAGAAGUUUGACAGCCUGUCAAGGAGCUAUGCACAUGGACCUCCAAGAUCUAUGGGCUGCAGAGGGUAGUUGAGCCAGGUAAUGUUGAGUUGGUCAGUUGGAGUGGGGGAAGAAAAAUGGGCAGGAGAAUUUGCCUGCUUGAGUUUCUUAAGAAUAUUAUUGGGGUGGGGGGAGGCUAGGGUUAACUGAAUGUAUCCCAUAAGUUUUUUUUUAAAAAAAAACCGCUCUUCAACAUGCUGUAUUCUUCUUUCUCACUUUCUCUCACUCAGAUUCAGGGCUGGCAGCCAGCCUCAAAACUCCAUCCUUAAAGCUCUGACUUUAAAGUUUUCAGGAGGGUGACACCUUCUCUGCCACUACAGUACUAUAGUGGUCCUGUUCCAACCUAGAAUGGGCCCUUUUCCCACCACGAUGUUUUGUUACAGGUGCCUUGUAGAUUUUGCAAGAGUAAACUGUAACUGGAGGCAGGGAAUGAUGUGCAUUUCAGCCUGCAGAAUGUGCUCUUGGAAAUGCAGAUUUCCAUUUUUGAGUCGGGUCCUGCUGUUGCUUCCACAUCCUGUGAGGCCCACUCAUUUUGGUGGUGCUUCUUUAUUAGUACCUCAGAGGUCGGAUUAUAUAUCAGGCCUUACGACUGCAUAUACAUUUACAAUUCAGAACUCUUUACAUGCUUCUGUUUCUAAGUCUCAGCCUUCAGUCUUGUACUUGCUUACGUGAGAGUAAGCCUCAUUGAACUCAGUGGGAUUCAUUUCUGAAUAGACAUGUGUAGGAUUGCCCUAUUAGUGUGGUGCAGGAAAAAGCAAAGCACUUCUCUAAUCAAUAGAAAUAAAUAACCAAGCACAGCUCACCAGCUUUUCUCUUCACCAUAUGCAAAUGAAGCAAAGUUUGAAUGUUUUUAUGAAGUCGGGUUAUUAGACUAAUAACUAUUAAGCAUAUGUCCCAAUAAAAACUCUGUUGAGCUGAGCUCAUAAUGGUAUUGUUUACCUCAUUCCAUGCUCAGAUUGGGUGCUUCAAAUAAUUGACUGCAUGCGAAUGCUUAAUAGUUACUUAGUAUUGACUGAACUUUGCUGGCUAUAGUGGCUCAAUUGACAGUCCUAUUUAUGAGUUAACAGCUCAACUGCCAGUUUGAUCCUCAGAUGAAAUUGCUCCCACAAGACACCGACUAAGCAAAGCAUUUAAUCGUAUGCUAAUGCUCAGCACCUAGGUUGCCUUAUGGAGAUCAGUACGCUAAGAAUUAGGCUUGUGCCUAAGAACCUUGGUAGCUUGCUGUAAUAAAUCUCUUCCAAUGUAAUACGGUAGGAUAAUAAUCCAUAUUUCUGCUUUAAAAUAAUGGGUUGGGGGCAUAUGUCCCUUUCCAUAAAACUUACAAAUAGAUUCAUACACCAAAAGCUGCCUUUGGUUUUUCUCUUGCCCUUACAUACUAAAGCUUGAUUCCUGUAAUUCACUUGCACGGCAAUCCUCAGCAGCCUUAUAAUGAAGUCCCAAUGAGUUCAGUUUUGCUUCAUCCCUAUUGGGUUUGUGUUUAGGAUUGCACCAUAUGAACAGAUCUUUUGGCACAGUGUCCUCAAUUUAAAUGCCCACAGAACCUCAGCAGAACUUGUGCCUAGAACUUAAUGCAAUCUCAUUGCAGCUGAUGCAAUGAUGCAUGUAACCUCCUCCUACAAAAUGUGACCUGCUAUAACUCUGUCUGCAAAGUCCUUGAACAGCAGGGAAAGGUUAUCCUGGCAUUUAUAUGCAAUGAUGCAAAGAGCUCCUGCUGAACUCCCUCUUGCCAGUCCGCUGUUAAAGACCUAGGAGUUUUGCUGGGGGGUGGGGGCCCACUGGCAAUCCUACACAAAACUUGAAGGUACUGUAUGUAGUUUUUCUGCAAGAGUGCAAACGUGUGUCACGAUUCAGCAGAGGGAGUAAUGCACAACUCUCUUUUGUUUCUACUGACCAAAAAAGAGAGAAAAGAAACAAAACAAUAUACUUUAAAACAUGUAGAAGUUAAAAUCACAUGCUUUAAAAGUUCAAUAUUCACAGCUAACAAAGAAUCCAUUUAAACUACAUGGUGAUUCAUAGCUACAGAGAUUACAUCUUAUUCAGAAUGUUCUUCUUCAAUCAACAAUAAAUAAAAGAUCUCUAUCUUUAAGCAUCCUAGAUGUUGGUGCUGACCUUUAAAGCCCUAAACAGCCUUGGCCCAGUGUACCUAAAGGAGCAUCUCCACCCGCAUCAUUCAACCUGGACACUGAGGUGCAGUGCCAAGGGCCUUCUGGUGGUUCCCUCACUGUGAGAAGCAAAGUUGCAGGGAACCAGGCAGAGGGCCUUCUCGGUAGUGGUGCCUACCCUGUGGAACGCCCUCCCAUCAGAUGUCAAAGAGAAAAACAACUAUUUGACGUUUAGAAGACAUCUGAAGGCAGCCCUGUUUAGGGAAGUUUUUAAUUACUGAAGUUUUAAUGUAUUUUUAAUCUUUUCUUGGGAGCCGCCCAGAUGGGCAGAAUAUAAAUAGUAAAUAUUAUUAUUAUUAUUAUUAAUAAUAAUAAUAAUAAUAAUAAUUUUGCUUCAGCCUCACUGCCUGCAAUUCUUGCAUGGCCAAAACUUUGAGUGACUGUGGAUUUGGGGCAGCCGGUCCAAUUAAUUUACACCUCCCUGGCUGUAAAAAUACAACAAAAGGUAAAUUUAAAAACCAAACUAUUUCCUGCUCUUUCAUGACAUCCCAAAUCUGCUACCUGAGGUAGCUGCCUCAGUCUGCCCAACACCAGCAUUGGCCUCAGGAGAACUGGACAAUGGUGGCUAACAAGUGAUUUAAUAUAGCAGCAGGUUCUGUUUGAUUGAAGACCUGUAAAGGCAAGGAGGAGCAUGUGCCCAAAUUGUGUAGCAUGGAAUGUGGUCGUUCUGUAACUCCACUGAGUACA